Molecule: messenger RNA, 798 nt
Organism: Capsicum annuum
Lineage: Eukaryota; Viridiplantae; Streptophyta; Magnoliopsida; Solanales; Solanaceae
Exons: 1
Coding region: 1-798 (265 amino acids)
Biological process (GO): chromatin remodeling
Cellular component (GO): nucleus
Source: RefSeq, a predicted model, not a curated record
AUGGGUAGGGCAGGGGAAGGCGCAAAGAUUAGGAAGGGUAAAGGGGCUACGGAUGACUAUAGGUUGAGAGUAGGGUCGUGGAACAGAGGGUCUUUAUUGGAGAAGUCAUUAAAGCUAGUGAAAAUUCUUAGGAAAAGGCAAACUAAUAUAGUGUAUCUCCAAGAAACCAAAUGGAUAAGUACUAAGGCGAGGGUAGUAGAUGGUUAUAAGUUGUGGUACUCAGGAAGCGUGACAAACAGAAAUGGUGUAGGUAUUCUAGUAGAUGACAAGCUUAGAAAGAAAGUGGUAGAGGUUAAAAGGGUCAAUAAUAGGAUGAUGUCAAUUAAUCUAGUUAUUGGAGGGAGUUGUUGGAAUAUUAUUAGUGGGUAUGCACCGUAUAUAGGCCUAGAUGAUGAAAAUAAGAAGAUAUUAUCGAGAGGAUUUGAAGAGAUAGUGAGGGGUGUACCUAGUAAUAUGAAGCUUUUCAUAGGAGGCGGUUUCAAUGGGCACAUAGGGUCUUAUUCAAGAGGAUAUAGGGAUGUGCAUAGAGGCUAUGGGUUUGGUGUAAGAAAUGUUGAAGGAGUGGCACUUUUGGAUUUUGCUCGGGCAUUUGGAUUGGCGGUAGUCAAUUCGACCUUUACCAAGAAGGAGGUUCACUUGGUUACCUUUUGUAGUUCGGUGUCUAAGACUCAAAUUGACUUCUUGCUCCUCAGGAAAGGAGACAGGGGUAUUUGUAAGGAUUGUAAGGUCUUAUCGAGUGAGAGUCUUUCGACCCAACAUAGGCUUUUGGUGAUGGGCUUGGAUAUCAGAAAGGAGUAG